UACCGUCUCUUAGAAAGCGGGAGUGAAUGAGUACGAUGAGGAAACAGCACAUCGCCGCUCCCGCUAGAGCCCACGCAACUCUCAGCAUCAGCAUCCUGACUGGAUUCAGCAUCCACACCACAUAUCCAUGCUCUUGCCAUACAAAACACACCGCUUUGCGAUUUUCUAUAUAACAGAUUCCAAUGAUAGUAGAAAAGAUGUUGUCCUUUCAGUAGGGGAUGCCAACUUUACGUAAGCAAUAUUAUUGAUGAUAAGUCAGAGCUUUCACCGCCCAUCGCAUAAGGUGCCGACAUUUCCAGUUUGUCUGUGACUGCUGCAUGGAUCUAACUCGAGUGAUCCGUUCUCUCCAACGGACGCGUUUUACGCACUUCCAGAACUGCGUUGAUGUUAAAAAUACUCUGUAUUACCAGCCUGUCGACAGGUUCAUCAUACGCAUCAGAAGAAACUAUUCAGUACCGUAAUUCCAGCAUUAAGCGCGUAAUCAUAUAGAAAUGUCCCCAACGCGAUGCAUGUGAUGGUGAUGUGCUGGGGUCUAUCUUAUCUCCACCUCUAUCUCUUAUCUCCGUAUGUGUGUUACCGGGGUCUGAUUCUUCUCUUAACAAGCGCACUUUCUCUCCGCUCUGACGCAUACAUCGCCUCCUUACAAUCGUCUGAAGCGUUUGAGAUGAAUUCGCCGGUGGAUGCGUCAGAGCGCAUGUUCCUCCAGUGUGACAUGGCUGAGAUGGAAGCAAAAGGUCUCAACAUGUCUUCUGAGCAGCUCCACAGAGAACAGCUGAUUCACCUUCAAGUUUACCAUGCCUCCUGUUUGGUUAAAGAUAUGCAAGCCAAGGACUUCCCACCAAAGUUGGGAACUUGUGAGGCUGAAAACAGAUGUUUGGCCCAGGAGUUAAGUGUUUGUGUGUUUCAACAAAUCUUGACAAAAACCAUGUAUCCGGGUGUCAAAAAACUGAAAUGGAUUCAGUGUGACCUUUGCAGUGGUUGGCUGCACUAUGAUUGUGCUGGCAUAAAUCCAGCAAUGGUCACAGAAGACAUGGUAUUCAGAUGUGGAUGUGACAUUGAAAAGUCUUAUCCUUUUGAGAAAACACUGUCAGUGUUGAACGAGGAAAUGGUGGUGAACAUCAUGGAGGAUCAAGAAAUUCUGGACCUACACAAUGGCUUGAAAAGUGGCACGAUACGAUCAAACAGGAUGUUUUUGCAUAAGCAUCCAACAUAUUCCCCCAAGCUGAAGACGCAACUUGAUGAAAGAAUUUCUUUUUUUAAUGAACGACAGACAGAGGGGAUUAUUGAAAGAAUAAAAAAAGUCACAGAACUCGACAUGUCAGAACUAAAUAAUACAUCCUACGUUCUGGAAGUUCUAACUCCUGAGUUAACCCUCUUAAUCCUAAAAAAGACAGAGGGCUUCCACAGGUUUCAAGGAGAAAUGGCAUUGCAAACAAGGGGUCUUUUGGAAACAUCUUCAGAUUCUGAUCCAGACUGGUUUUAAUGAAUAAUGGAUGGCUCUUGUUGCAGUACCACACAAAACUUUACUGACAGGACUUCCUUCUCUGCGUCCCCUUCUUGUUACGGUUUGGUCGGGUCAUCACCUGGCACAGGGAUUGUUUUGUUUUUUGUCGAGCACAUGGCUGUCACCGAGCUUCGGCCGGCCUAGUGCUUGUGUCUGCGUCAUUUGCUCCACCCUCGUGUAUUCGUAUGACUUCUCUUUCACUGGUGUUUUUCCACUCCAUGCUCACACACCUGUUGGCUCUUCACUCGUUAGACUUCAUCGUUCCCUUAAUUACUCCACACCUGAUUAUGAUCUCCUCGUUACGUUCUCUUUAUAAUUCCCUCUGUGUUUGUUGUCCAGUGUCUGUUCGUUGUAGAUUUUGUCUGCCCAGACUGCCCCAGGGGUUGCUGCGGCUCUCCUGAAGAAGUUUCCUCGUUUUGUGUUUUCUCACUGGAGAGACUCCACCUUAGUCAAAGUCAAGUCUUGCUUCUUGGUAUUUAUAUUCACCUUCCUUGUUCUUUUCGCUUCUCCGUCUGAUCUGUCUUCCCCAGCAGUUUGCGUCAGCGCUCCGGUCAGUGGUCAUCACAGUCAGCGGUCUUCUCGAGAGAUCUAACCGACUACAUCUCCAGGCGCCGCUUCUCACCUCUCAGGCUACGUGGACUCCGAGUCGAGUGAGGCCACCAGGCGCUUCCGCCCAUCUCAGCACCGGCAGCUCAUCCUCGACUCUCUGUUCGGUCUCUCUGCUUCUCUGGAGGGAGAAGCUCGCAACCUGUAUUUAUAUUUUCCCUUGCCUUCAUUUGUGACAAAUAAAGACUCUGUUUUCCCCCCCCGCACUUGGGUCUCCCGUGGUUCUGUCAUGACACUUCUCUUCCAUGUUUGAUGAGUAAUAAAAAAGUAAUGUUUCCAGGACUAUUAUAGAUACCUAUUUAAUGCAUACAGUCUUUCAAUUAUGUUUUAAAGCCAUAAUGUGCAUGUCUCCUUACCUACCUACAUUUCAUAUUUUGCUACA
Molecule: messenger RNA, 2492 nt
Organism: Triplophysa rosa
Lineage: Eukaryota; Metazoa; Chordata; Actinopteri; Cypriniformes; Nemacheilidae
Exons: 9
Coding region: 506-1483 (325 amino acids)
Source: RefSeq, a predicted model, not a curated record